AUGCGUCUUCUCCGAUGCUUCCGCUCCCUACAGGGCCGGCCCAGGCCCAGGCCCAGUGCAAGUGACUGCGCCAUUUGCUGCUUCCUCCGUCUUCUCCGUCCCCCUCCCCUACCUCCUUCAUCCCUAACGCUCAAAAAAAAAAAAAAAAACUCCAUCCCUGAGCACUCCCAGUCCCAGGCCAUUAGCCUAGCUAGCUACCCCCUCCAUGCGAGGGCAGAAAUGGCGCCCGCCUCCGCCUCCUUCGCCGUCUCCCUCUCCGCCCCCAUCCGCUUAAUCCCGCCCAGAUGCUUCCGCGGGAGGCCUAGGCGGUCCCGCCCAAUUAGGGCUUCGAGCGACACGAAUGGCGCCCCGGACGGGGAGCGGAGGAUCGGGGUUCUGGAGAGGAGGGUGGGGGAUUUGAGGGCGCUUGUCGCCUCGCUGCCUCCUGCUGUCGUCUCGAUCAGGAAAAACAUUGGACUAAAUUCCAUUGCAGGCUUCAGUUUCGGCAUUGCAUUUUUGGCUGCUCUCGCAAGACAGGUCAUCAUAAGAACUCAACAGCAAGAUAGUAGUGGUUCUGUUUCUGAUCUAGUAAGGCGCGGGCAUCUAAAGUCUGGGCAACGUGGGAUUGCAAAACCACGUGUGUACAGUGAUCCUUUCAAUAAUUCGUUAGUCAAGAUCGAUGAAGGUACUUCUACUGCUCAGAUGUUUGGCAAGGAGUACCGCAUGGCUCCUGUCCGGCUUACAAAUGAACAACAGGUCAUGCAUCAGAAAAGGAGAUCACAUGCAUAUCAGUGGAAAAGGCCCACUGUGUUUCUUAAAGAAGGUGAUCCCCUGCCACCAGAUGUCGAUCCAGGGACAGUUAGAUGGAUUCCAGUAAACCACCCAUUUGCUGCUGGUUCGGUUGAAGUAGAUGAGGAGACUGCCAAAAGGAAUGUUUAUCAAAAGGAUGGUGUCCCGUCCCGUGUUAAAGCCGAACAUGAAGCUUUGAGGGCAAGGCUAGAGGCUUCAAAUGAUGUAACACCAUUCUCUUCCGGUCCAAGGGGUAUGCAACAUAGUGCAAGAUCAUCGAAGUUAUCAGACGAGCCAUCUGGGAAUCUGCAACAGUCUAAACCUGACAUGGUGAAUGACCAAAAUGGCCAACCAAUGUUAGAGCCUGAGCCUGAGAGCUCUGACAACGGUUCACUAUCAAAAAGCUUGGAAGGACAAUAA
Messenger RNA from Triticum turgidum subsp. durum (durum wheat), 1188 nucleotides. The record is from the annotation of a GenBank genome assembly. Lineage: Eukaryota; Viridiplantae; Streptophyta; Magnoliopsida; Poales; Poaceae.